UAUUUUAUUUUUGAAGAUGGAGCAGGUUGACCCGGAAGUAGUUCUUGCUCUCGGCCACACGUGUUCCUGUAGCAGCGUGUGCAGCGGGGCUGGAUGUUUUUCAGAAAUGGUGGAAGCUGCGAUGAAAACAGCCGAACCUCUCCGGCCGACCGGAGUUCUGCAGCAAAACCGAGUUUUCCUCGACUUCUUCUGGGACUUGGCCAAACCGGAUCAGGAAGUCCGACUGAAGGCGGUGGAGGACCUGGUCGAGCACCUGAAAACAGGGAAAAAUAAAGAUGAGUUGGAAUACACCUUUAAGAGGCUGGUGGAUGGACUGGGCCACACACGGGAAACCGCCAGACCGGGGUUCAGCCUGGCGUUGGGACAGGUUUUGGUUGCGUUUGAAGAGAUCCCGCUGCAGAGCAUUCUCGACAGAGUCAAGCAGAAGCACAGCUUGCAGGCCGUGAAAAAGAAAUUAGCCAAAAAUGCCAUGUUUGGAAACCUGUUUGGUGUUCUGGCUCUUCAUCAGUCCGGGCGACUCUUUAAAGAGCCGCAGGUGGUGCUCGCAUGUGUGCAGCUCCUCCAGAGCCUCAGCCCGCACAAACAACACCUGAAGGACCUGCCCACCAAAACCAUCAUGGACAUCCUCACAGAGAUCCCAGAGGAAGUGUUUGAGGAGGUCCUGCUGAGCGCCCUGAAGUCUGACCUGGCGUCCGCCUUCAACACUCCAGAGCAGCUGCAGCUGCUGCUUGUGGCUUUGCAGCGCUUCCCGCAAUCGCUCAAACCCAAGAAGCUGAAGAAGCUGCUGGGCUCGGCCACCAUCAUCAAUGCUGACAACGUCCCCAGGCUGAUCGAGGUGUUGAAGAUGGCGGCGCACUCGGUAAAGAAGGAGCUGAUUCUCCCAGCGGUGGCCCUGGACCUCCUGAAGCUCUCUCUGAAGGAAGACAGCUUCCAGCUCUUCUGGAACAAAGCCGUCACCGAGGGCAUGUUCAAGGAGCCGUCCGGGCCGACUCAUUACCUGAGCUUCCGGCUGCUCGGCAGCGCCCUGCCUCUGCUCUCCUUAUCCCAGCUGAAGGAGGUUCUAUCCGGAGAAGUGAUGAUGCACUAUGGAGAACAUGUAGUGUCUGCUCAGAAACCAGAUCGCUUCAAACUGGCCCCAGAGAUGGAAAAAUACGUGUCGGACUUCCUGAGGGACUGCCAGGACUCGGAUAAACAGCUCGCCGUCGUGGUGGCCUUCUCCUCGCUGACCAACAACGGCUACCCCGUGGUGCCAUCAGUGUGGAAGGUGGUGCAGCACCUGCAGCCUGCAGCUCUGCAAAGCUACGUGGCGUGGCUCAGGAGCAUGUUUCUGCAACCUCAGAUGACAAAGUUGCUGGAUUUCAGCACACGCAAGCAGAAGGACAAGCAACAAGUACAGCCAGAGAUGGAAACUCCUGUGUCCCGCCUGAGAAAGUGGCUCGUUGCUCGACUCUGUUCAAUCAUCGAUAACCAUCAAGUGAAGAAGGAGGAGGCUCUCAUCAUGGAUGUGGCCCGGUUUGUGUUUUUUCACGCUUUCUUCAGCACCAAAAAGGUUUCUCAGGACAUCAAAGAGACCCAAGAGACGCUCUCCGUUUCCCUGGAUGAUAAAACCAGGGGGGCGCUGGUCAAUUCUUUCUUCGGACUCCUCACAUCACUGCAUCGCGUGCCUCUCUGUGAAGGGGGCAACGCCGCCAGUCAGAAGCGGGUCCUGGGUGUAACCGCGGAUGGCGCCAUGUGGAUCGACCAUCUGGCCCAGUAUGCCCAUGUCCUGCUGAACCACCCCAAACACGUCCAGACCAGCCAGCCCUUCACCCCUGAGCAGAGACAGGCCUGGGACGGCAUGAUGGAGUCUGUGACAAACCUGAAAAAGAAAGCAAAGAAAGGUGCAACAGCAGAGAGCAACGCCUUUCAGCAGCUCUUCCUUCUGCUCGGCAUGCAUCUCUUCAAGGCUCCUGAGGAGCUGCAGGACACAAUGAAAGACCUGCAAACCUGCGUGGACAAAGCUCAGGAAAAAAAGGCCAAGAAAAGAAAGAAAAAGCAAGCUGCAGAGCAGGAGGAGGAGCCGGAGUGGGUGGAGGUGAUGGUGGAUAUUCUCCUGUCCCUGCUGUCCCAGCCGAGCCGACACAUCAGGCUGGUCUGCAGGACGGUCUUCUCCUCCAUCUGCCCCCACCUCAACCUAGCAGCACUCAACGCCAUCUUGGACGUGCUGAAUCCGGAUAAGAACAGCGAGGAGAACAGCGCUGUGGUCGUCACUGACGACGGAAACCAAACAAAGAAGAGGAAACUAGAGGAUGAUGAGGAAGAAGAGGAAGAGACAGAGGAUGAGGAGUCGGAUGGGUCAGAUGACGAUUCUGAGGAAGAGGAGAGCGACGAUGCAGAAAUGCUGGAGGAUGAACAAGAGGAGCAGAUGGGGGAGGAGGUGGUGGACCAAAACUUCCGCUUGGAGCUCAUGAAGGUUCUCCAGCAGCAGAACGCUCUGGCCACUGAGGAGGAUGCCAGCAGUGAUGAAGAUCUGGAUGAUGAAGCUAUGAUGAAGCUGGACCAAAGCCUGUCGGCGCUGUUCUUAGAGCAGAAGAAAAGGAUUCAGGCCAAGAAGGACGAGAAGGCAAAACUACAGAAAGAGAAAAGUCUGGUGUUGGACUUUAAGAUCAAGGUGCUGGACCUGCUGGAAGUGUUUGUGACCCGGCAGGCCAGCAACCCUCUAGUUGUCAGUUUGGUGGAGCCUUUGCUGAAUGUGAUCGACAGAGAAAUGAACUCGUCCAGCGACCAACAGUCACAGGACUUCCUCCGGAGAGCUGCAGAUAUCUUCAGGAACCAGCUCUGUAGGUCUAAAAGUUACUGCAGAACCGCAGGUGACAGGCAGGGGGAGCUGCAUGACCUGCUGGAGAAGCUGAUGACCAAAUGCCAGAAACUGUCCGACUCCUCGCUGAGUCUCUACUACUUCAGUGCAUGCCUGUAUUUGGUGAAACUUCUGCGAGGAGCUCUUCCUGUCGAAGCCAAAGAGGCUCAGAAACCCACAGGACACAAUCUGCCGUUCAUGGGCCAAGUGGACGUGGAGCGGGUCACCGGUGUCUUCAGAGAAGCUCUGGUCUCUUUCCUGAGCAGGAGGAAGAGCCCUCUGACCUCUCAGAUGUUUACAGACCUGUUCAACAGAUUUCCUGUUUUGUGUGUGAACCUGUUGGAUACAGCCGUGCAGCACAUCACAUCUGGCAUCAGGGACCAUCAGCAGGGUCAGGCGUGUGUGUUGGUGCUGCGAGGGAUGCAGGCCAGCGAGGUCCGGCAGCUUCUGAGCGGCGCCAAAUGGACGGCGCUCUGUCAGAAAGUGUCCGAGCAGUUGUUAGGGAUUCUUGCACAGGCUGACCAAAUUGAGAACAAGUUGGUAAAAGAGAAGAUGGUCAAAGUCCUGGAGCUCUGCCAGUUCCUGAUCAAAACUGUUCAUCUGCAGAAGCUGUCUGUGGACCUGGACUCCCUCCAGACGACCCUGCAGUCCCUGACCAGCACCGCCUCUUUGAAGAGCACCGGAAAGCUGGAGGACACGUACUGGGCUGUGAUGAAGCUCUUUGGAGUGAUGAAGCCCAAAGUUGAGAAAACGAAGCCUGACAAGGAGCCGGAGCAGAAGCAAGCUCUCAAAAAGAAAAAAGGUUUUCUGCCAGAAACAAAAAAACGCAUAAACCGCAAUAAACCUGCUUUGGAACCAGCCUCAGACACAGCAGCCCCCGCUAACAAACCAGGAGCAGAGAAAGGACAAGCCAAAAAGAAGCAUGACAAGAAAAGCAAACAAAAACGACCUGCCAAAGGUGCUGGGGCUUCAGAGUCCAGCCCUGCCAAGAAGAGCAAAACACAGUCUGACAGCAACCCAGCCAAGAAGAAGAAGAGGAAGAAGAAGCCCAAGCAGAUGAAAGAGGGAGGACAAGUGUGAUGCUGUUUGAGAGGACACAAAGUUCUGAAACGUCUUUUUAAAAAGACUUUCUUUGUUUUUCAAUUCUGAAAAACAUUUUGACAUCUUUAGUGGAACUUUUGCUCUGCGAGGUGUGAAAUGAGAGGAUAUUUUUCCAAUGAGUGACUGUUGUUCAUUAGAAAAUGUCUACAAUAAUAAAUGUAUUUCUUCCUGGAAAUUGA
This is a messenger RNA of Oryzias latipes (Japanese medaka), 4116 nucleotides long. It is a transcript of the gene mybbp1a, whose product is annotated as MYB binding protein (P160) 1a. Gene Ontology annotation, molecular function: transcription factor binding; sequence-specific DNA binding; RNA binding. The record is from RefSeq and is a predicted model, not a curated record. Gene Ontology annotation, biological process: regulation of DNA-templated transcription. Lineage: Eukaryota; Metazoa; Chordata; Actinopteri; Beloniformes; Adrianichthyidae. Gene Ontology annotation, cellular component: nucleolus.